GGCGGGAUCCGUGACAUACGGUUCUCCUAAUCCGAACAUAAUGCACCGCCAUUUGAAACCCACUGCCAUAGGCAUCAAGCUUCUGUUCCUAAUAAUCGUCGCGGAAACUUCCAGGGGACCAAACAAGCUCCAACGAGACGUCCCGGACACUUUCAAGAUAUUUCAAGCCUUCCCCAAUCCCAUUGCGGCAGUGGACAUCGACAACGACUCAAUUCUUGACUGCCUCUCCGCGCGCAGAGCAGAGAUUGAUCCUGAGACACAGACUGCUACUUACAUUUGGUCACUGGCCGGAGACGACGGUAAAGAGAGACAGCACAUUCCGUUUUACCACAUGCCGGGAGAUACACCUGAUGUCAGCCUGUUCACCGUCGGCUCAAAAAGCGCUCCCGUUGAAGUCGGCCGAUUCCUCUACACGGACUACAAGGACUGCGCCGUCCUAGAAGUUUCUCACUUCGGAGACCAAUGCACACUGUGGGUCUCAGAAGCUGUCCUGGAGUCCAUUCCCUCCAGCUGUCUGGAGCAGUACGCCGACGUAUGUGGCGAAGGUGCCACAAUUCACGACAUGGAUGUAUGCAAGGACGCCUACAACUAGGGAUAGGUGCACAGUGGCCGUAGCGACAACGAAUAUGCGCAAUAUUGUGGCUCUUCAAUGCACCCAUUGCAUGAAUUGUGCACUCGCAUCAGCCCAGUACGAUGUACCCCAAACCUCUAGAUGCAGAAAUGUUUGGUUACGUCAAUAAACUCAGUAUUCACGGC
Messenger RNA from Dermacentor silvarum, 756 nucleotides. RefSeq lists its product as uncharacterized. The transcript has 5 exons. The record is from RefSeq and is a predicted model, not a curated record. Bases 41 to 592 code for a protein of 183 amino acids. Gene Ontology annotation, molecular function: amine binding. NCBI's taxonomy places the organism in Eukaryota, Metazoa, Arthropoda, Arachnida, Ixodida, Ixodidae. Gene Ontology annotation, biological process: symbiont-mediated perturbation of host defenses.